This is a messenger RNA of Phasianus colchicus (ring-necked pheasant), 2639 nucleotides long. It is a transcript of the gene AK2, whose product is annotated as adenylate kinase 2. The record is from RefSeq and is a predicted model, not a curated record. Lineage: Eukaryota; Metazoa; Chordata; Aves; Galliformes; Phasianidae. Gene Ontology annotation, biological process: ADP biosynthetic process. Gene Ontology annotation, molecular function: ATP binding; AMP kinase activity.
AUGGCUCCGAGCGCGCAGGCGGGGGGCGGCCGCGGGCAGGCGCCGGGCGCGGGGCUCCGCCGGGGAAUCCGCGCGGUGCUGCUGGGGCCGCCCGGCGCCGGAAAGGGCACCCAGGCUCCGAAGCUGGCCGAGACGUACUGUGUCUGCCACCUGGCCACGGGGGACAUGCUGCGGGCCAUGGUGGCCUCGGGCUCCGAGCUGGGCAAGCGGCUCAAAGAGACGAUGGAUUCGGGGAAGCUGGUGAGCGAUGAGAUGGUGGUGGAGCUGAUUGAGAACAACCUCGACACCCCUCCCUGCAAGAACGGCUUCCUGCUGGACGGCUUCCCACGCACGGUGAAGCAGGCUGAAAUGCUGGAUGAGCUCCUGGAGAAGAGGAGAGAGAAACUGGACUCUGUCAUUGAGUUCAGCAUCCCUGACUCCUUGCUCAUACGGAGAAUCACCGGACGGCUGAUUCACCCAGCAAGUGGCCGUUCUUAUCAUGAGGAAUUCAGACCCCCGAAAGAACACAUGAAGGAUGAUGUCACUGGAGAGCCCCUGAUCCGCCGUUCAGAUGAUAAUGAAACAGCCUUGAAAACCCGCCUGAAGGCCUACCACACACAGACCUCCCCCCUGGUCUCCUACUACAGCAAGCGAGGGAUCCAUACAGCCGUGGAUGCCUCCCAGUCUCCUGACGUGGUGUUUGCCAGCAUCCUGGCAGCCUUCUCGAGAGCGACAUGUAAAGAUCUGGUUAUGUUCAUUUAGGGCUCCGUCCCUGGAUGGAGCUCAGCCUUGUCUGUCUUUCUCCAUCUCUGUCUCUCUUUCUGUCUCUCUCUGUCUCUCUGGGGCCAGGGAGAGUGAAGAGCUAAACAGAGUAGAUGAGGAGGGGAUGAUGCAGCCCGAGGCAGGACUUUGCUAAUUCUCUAUUAAACAAGCCGUUAACGGUUUCCAUCUCAGUGUAUGUGAACGUCGGUCUGUCCGCAGAUGUGGGCGAUUCGGCCCCUAGAGGUCGCAGUGCGCCUGAGCACCAGCUGUCAGAACUGAGCUCUGCACCCUUUGGGUCCGAGGGCUUUGGUUUCGUUCUAGAGCUGCAGCUCCCCAGGAGAAGCAGCUGUACUUCCAGCUAUUCCUGGCUGCUCUCCAGAGGAUGAGCAGCUGUGGGAGGCAGAGCCUGGCUGUGUGUGCAGCCUGCUGCUGCUCAGGGCUGGGUGAAGACUUGUUUCCAUUGAGCGCGUGUUACCCUGUGGGACAGCAGGUUCCCAAGAGCACAGUUUUCUCUCCGUUCUGAUGCUGUUUGUGGCAUAAAAGUAGGGUGAAUGACAAUGGGGGUUUUCAGUUUCUCAUUUGUGGACUCAAAACUUUUUCCAGUUCAGGUGUGGUGAGGUGUGGGCUCCACUAUAGCAAAUAUUAGUGAGAAGUUUUUUUUAAAAAAAACAAAACAGCAAAGAACGUGAAGUCUCCGGUCAGACUGCAGUCACUGCAGUGAUUUGAUCUCUGGAGGACAAGAAAAGGACUUGGAUGUCAGUUCUAUUCUUGCAUCCUUCCCUUGGCUUUGGCCAAAGAGAUGAAGGUGUGUUGAGUUUCCCCUGAUCCCAAUGUCUAAAUAAAGCCUUAUUGCAAAACAUGAUUUUUCAAAGCCCAGGGGACAGAGUUAUUAACUGCUGGCCUCUCAUGCCCUUCAGACAAUGACCAUUUUUAUGAGCUCGUGGAAAUAUACUUGUUUCUUGAGCAAGUCAAACAGCUUGUCCUGGCUGUCCAUUUGUGGCCAGUGCUUGGACAUUUCAGUGCCAUUACGCCACCACAUACAACCCUGCAGGGCUGGUGACAACCUUUGUCCAUGCGUGCUGUCAGCCCUGCCUAGAAGAUCUCAUUGAAAAUGCAGACUGGCCCAGAUAAAACUUUGUCCUUUGGCCUUACAUGUAUGUUUACUGAUUUAAUGUUCCUGAGUCCUCUCUUUCAAGGAAGAUGGCACAUCUCCCCCGCCUCCCCUGUGGUGGGCUGUGUCCAGAACAGGUGUUCAGUCCUCUGAAAUCCCUUGCAGUUUUUCUUGAUAAUUACUCUUUUGUCUGAAAAUGACUCUGUCCUCAUACGUUCGUUCCAGGAAAAUGGCCCUCUUCCUCUUCAGCAAACUGGAAAUAAUGCUAGAAACUGAAAGCAGUUGAGUUCUUGCUCCUGAAAGCGUGAGUGUGCAGAGAGGGGAUUUGAAAGUAACCAAGGGUGCUGGUUUCAUCAGCUGCCCGAGUUUCCCCGGGUGGCUGUUACCUCUACACCUGUGCUCCCUCAUGAAAAGGCAUCAGUGUGCAGGAAGGUGGGGUGAGCACUCGGCGCAGGAUUGCUGUGCUCUGGGGCAGUGGAAAAGAUGUGUUAGAGCUGCCUCUGCCUCUCAGUGAUGUAAAGAAGCUGACUGGAAGCAGCUUUUAUCUUGGCUUCUUGAGAGAAUCAAAGAAAGACCCACAGUACCCUAAUGCUGUCAUGAUGCAGGGUUCCUGGCCAGCUGGCAUUCCUGAAUCUGGUUGAGGUUUCCACAGCAAGAACUACGUGCUCUUCCACUCUCCAUUUCUUUUUCUCCCUUGUGUUUGCUUUGCAUCCAACUCAACAGCCUUUUAUGCCAUAAACCAUUUUGUUUUUUUCCCUAAAUGUAUUUUUUUCUUUGUUCCCAUUUG